Molecule: messenger RNA, 1233 nt
Organism: Leptidea sinapis
Lineage: Eukaryota; Metazoa; Arthropoda; Insecta; Lepidoptera; Pieridae
Exons: 4
Coding region: 11-1198 (395 amino acids)
Molecular function (GO): protein binding
Source: RefSeq, a predicted model, not a curated record
UCUUCAUAGCAUGAAAUUGUAUUUAAUCUUAUUUCCAAUCGUGACCCGUGUAAUAUCUGAUGAUUUGGAGAAAAUAAAAUACUGUGCCGAUCUGUCGUGCACUGAAUAUGGUUCUGGAAAAGUUUGCGGGGUAAGAGAGGACGAAAGAGGUGUUCGGUUAAAGAUAUUCAAGAAUGAAUGCGAAUUGUUGAAGUAUGGAUGCAGCGUUGAUGAAAGCGAUGCAUUUGGACUGAUCAGUAUGAAGCAUUGUUUACAAAAUGCAGAUAAUAUUACAGACGGUGACGAAUUCAACAUAAAUAAACUUAAUAUUCGCAGUAAUGUCUAUAAUGUAUACAACAAUUGUGAAGAAAAUUGUAAUAAUAAUGAAAAUAAUGAAGUUUGUGGUAUAACAGAAGAUGGAGAAGGUUAUAGAGUUCGAUUAUUCUACAACAAAUGCGAACUGGAUAAAUAUAAUUGCAAUAAUAUUAAUUUUUUUACACAAACAGACCAUUUUAUAUGUAGCCCAACUAAUCAUACAAAUAAUUUAAAUGAUAGCACCAAGAAAUAUAACGAAAUAAUAGAUGGCUAUGAUGACGAUUUAGUACAACAGCUUGCAAAAUUUAAGAAUUUAGUCGUCGUGAAAAGUGGUUUUUUAAAUGGCAAUAACAAUGUAAAUGAUACAAUUGAUAACUUUUUUGCUGCUACACACGUUUUCGAUUUGCCCGUUGAAGAGGUGAAUGCUCCAGAAAGACGCAUGCUCAUAAAACAUGCCGGGCCGAUCCACGUGUUUAAGCCUUGGAUUGAAAUACCGAAAAAGAAAUAUAAUGAUACAAUUCAUCGACCUACACUAUCUACUUGCUACCACAAAUGUCCGUUUAAAUGCCCUGAUACAUAUGCUCCUGUUUGUGGCGUGCCCGGAAUUGUGGCCAGAGAGCCAUCACUUAUGUUUCAAAACCAUUGCUUCAUGGAUGUCGCGCAAUGUAAGAUGUUCUGGGAGGAUAAGAGCAGCACUUCACACAGUUCAUCGUACAUAGAGUCAUCCUUUCUCUUCUGCUUGGGAGACGCUAUGAAUGCCAUGUUCCGGUUUCUACCAGCCAUACGGACGCUGCAGAGAAUGGGUCGGCUGAAGAAGAAGGGUGUGUUUCAUGCGAAGAUAAACAACUUCCGAUUCUUUAGUAACCAUGGCUUUGGUGCAGGACGACCCAAGUUUAUGGGCUGAUUGAAUUAUUGUCUGAUUAAAAUAUGUUCUUAUAA